CUAAACAUGGCUUUCCUUCCCCUAAUUCUUCUUCUACCUUUAUUAGCUAUGACAAUAGAGAGCACCAACCACACUAAGCCUGGCUGCCAACCGAAAUGCGGAAACAUGACUGUUCCCUUCCCAUUCGGGAUCGGUAUAGGUACCGGUUGCUCUAUAAACCAUAAAUUCGACAUCAGGUGCAAUACCUCAUUCGAUCCUCCUAUCGCCUAUCUCAACACUGGAGGUAUGGAGGUCCUCGACAUAUCAACUAGCCAAAUACGAGUCAAAAACACCUUCACAGGCAGCUGUUAUGAACAAAAUGGCGAACUAGCUGAACGGAAAACUAUGAGAAUCGACACGGGAGUCCCAUUUUUCACCUUAUCUGAUAAAGAUAACAGGUUGACUCUCGUAGGCUGUGAUGAUUUGGCUUUAGCUUCUGGUCUUUCGUUGUAUGAAGGGCGUAAUUUUAGCAUUGGAUGUAUAACUUCGUGUUCAAGAAGUGUGGAUGUGAGCAAUGGGACUUGUUCUGGGAUUGGUUGCUGUCAAGCAGCCAUCCCUAAGGGAUUGAUGACCUUUUGGGGGAUUGUGACUAGCAUGCUUAACCAUACUAAGGUCUGGUCUUUUAACCCUUGUGGCUAUGCAUUCCUUGGUGAGCACGAAAAGUUUACAUUUCGGGGUGCAUCAGACUUAACAGACCCAAAUUUUGUAAGCAGAAUAGUGAAAGAUGUACCUGUUGUUAUUGACUGGGCAAUUGGGAAUCAAAGUUGCAGUGAGGUUAGAAACUCCACUGCCUAUGCAUGCAAGGAACAUAGUCUGUGCAUUGAUUCUGAAAGUGGACGUGGAGGUUAUCGCUGCAUUUGUGAGGAAGGAUAUGACGGUAAUCCUUAUCUUACUCCAGGCUGCCAAGGUUAGAGUUCUUGCCUGAUUUACAUGAGUUUAUAACUUAUAUACACCAACAGUGUAGAUCUUUUCUUACACUAUCAGGUCAUAGAAGUAACUCUCAAUAAAAAGUGAGAAGAGAGUUAAUAAAAGUCCAACUGGUUAGCAGCAUUUUUGGCAAGUAUGGACAUUUUGGGAGAGAUCCGUGUUUAUCCUUGACCAUACUUCUGGGAUUCGAACUCUGAAAUGUUAUUCUCUUUGGUAGAAAGCACUAAAACUUCCAUAAUGAGCUUUCUCUCAGUGCAAGUUCUGAUUAGCGCGUGCCGCUGAGUUCCGAACACCGUACAUUUAAACCUGAAAAAGAACACUCUACUUGCUCACAGUUUAAGCAAAUUUAUACAUUGGAACUGUGCAUAAACAUCAACUGCCUAGUUGUGAAUUUACGGAGGCAGGGGGAUUUUGAGGCAGCAUAUGUAAAGAAAAAAAAUGAAUAAAUAAAUAAAUGCAGACAGCAAAUAGUGACCUCCCUCAACCCCCCACCCCCAUUUUUCCCCAAACAAGGGGUAAAUUUUACUUUCUACUGCACUAAUUUGAGUAUUCCUCUUACAGAUAUCGAUGAGUGCGCAAAGAAUCCUUGUGAUGGGAUUUGCAAAAACACUCCAGGAGGAUUUCAGUGUUCCUGUCCGGAAGGAUAUUUUGGAGACGGCCAGAAGGGACGUGGUUGCCAGAAGGAGCGUGAUCUCCCUAUCUUGAAGUUAUCUCUUGGUUUAGGUCUUGGAUUAUUGUCACUACUGGUUAGUGUCAGUUGGAUAUAUUUCGGUAUAAAAAGGAGAAAAAUUUUAAAAUUACGGGAGAAGUUCUUCGAGCAAAAUGGUGGUAUGCUAUUAAAGCAGCAGACAUCGUCGAAUUUAAAUAAGGUGUUUACCGUUGAAGAGCUUAAAAAAGCCACCAACAACUUUGCUAAAGAUCGCAUCCUUGGAGUAGGUGGAAAUGGCAUAGUUUACAAAGGGAUUCUACCAGAUCAACGCAUAGUUGCAAUCAAGAAGUCUAAACAGCUUGAGCAAAACCAAAUAGAAGAGUUUAUAAAUGAGGUGGUAAUACUCACUCAAAUUAACCACAGGAAUGUGGUGAAACUAUUGGGUUGUUGCUUAGAGACCGAAGUCCCUUUAUUGGUCUAUGAAUACAUAUCUCAUGGUACCCUUCACCACCAUAUACAUACCAAUGGAGGAAUGCCUUGGCUUUCUUGGCAAAAUCGCUUAAGAAUUGCUGUUGAAUCUGCUGAUGCCUUUAGUUAUCUCCACUAUGCAGCUUCUACACCUAUCCUACAUAGAGACAUCAAGUCAGCAAAUAUACUACUAGAUGACUACUACACAGCAAGGAUUGCUGAUUUUGGGGCUUCGAGGUUAAGACCUUUCGACCAGGCUGAUAUGAGUUCACUUAUACCAGGCACAUUGGGUUAUCUAGAUCCUGAAGGCAUACAAAUGGGAUUGUCAGACAAGAGUGAUGUCUACAGUUUUGGUGUAGUUCUAGCGGAAUUGUUAACGGGAAGAGAAGCUAUUGAUCUCACUCUACCCAACAAAGAAAAAAGUUUAGCCACAUAUUUUAAAGCUUCUGUGAAGGAGAAUCGCUUAUUUCAAAUUCUCCAUCAUAGGGUCUUGAAAGAAGGCUCCUUGGAGCAGCUCAAUGCCAUUGGUGAGCUUGUGGUUAGAUGUCUUAACACAAAAGGAGAAGAAAGACCUACUAUGAAAGAAGUGGCAACUGAAUUGGAAGGAUUUACUAAAUAUAAUAGUCGCACAUGGGCUCAUCAUGAUCAAGAAAACAAUCAACUACAAAUGGGAGAAAUGAUCAGUGAACAGGAGGACCUUUAUAGUGUACUAAUGUACACUUCCACCAAUUAUGAUACAUCAUCAAGUGAUCAACAAAGCACCGAAAUUAGCGUGAAACGUGAAGAAGACACCCUCUUUGAUGGCUAAUUAUUGAAUUUUUAUAAAUUAGUGUAUUUGCAUCUUCAUAUGAUCAUUCAUUCAUUGCUAAUUAAAAACCCAACAAUUUAAUAUGAUAUUUGUGUUUUUAUGUGA
Molecule: messenger RNA, 2936 nt
Organism: Nicotiana tabacum (common tobacco)
Lineage: Eukaryota; Viridiplantae; Streptophyta; Magnoliopsida; Solanales; Solanaceae
Source: RefSeq, a predicted model, not a curated record